Lymnaea stagnalis (great pond snail) is the source of this 971-nucleotide messenger RNA. Lineage: Eukaryota; Metazoa; Mollusca; Gastropoda; Lymnaeidae. The record is from the annotation of a GenBank genome assembly.
CCAGGAGUCGCCAGUAACUCUUGAUUUAACCUUCUGCGAUCACAAUCUACAGCUGGGAUCUAUACUGCUUGAGCAUUACAUCUCAGAGGGUCUUAAGUCAAAACUGGGCGGCGCCAGGUCACCAUACUCGUCGAAAACUAUUUCAGAAAUUGUUCAUCAAGAGUCGCUUCACUCCCAGUUACCCGGUGUUAAAUUCAGUAAACAAACUAAACGUGCCUCCAAGAGUUUGACUGCUAUCAGUUGCCAUAGAAAAUAUCACGCAGAAGAUGCUCUGCCGUGUAAACCAACGAUCAGGCUGUCCGUAUCUGCACAAAGUCUUCCUGAAGAGCGUAAAACGUUACAAGCUAGCCGCGAUGAAUGCGGAUUGUUCGCAAUGAAUACUCUGAAUGGAUAUGUAAAAAGUGGCGGCAACAAGACGAUAAAAUGCCAUGUGUCGGAAGCCAAGGAAAAUACGUCUUCUAGCACCACUUCCGGCUUGCGCGUUUACAAAUCAGAACAUGACUUGCAACGGUCUCAAUGCUCAGAAUACACUAAAACGUAUGACAGCUUUCAACCGAGUAUUCGCCGGGAUCCGCAACAGCCCCAACCACCAGGAACUGGUCAGUCUGCAAGUGACAUUUGUGACGUCACAGACCAUGAGUUACAGAUGCCUCAUCCAAAGAUGACCAGCAACUCUGCUAGUGUAAGUCGUGUGGAUCGUGUGAACCUUUUCUCACAGUCAUUUGUAACAGCCAAAUCUGUCAGUGUCAUUUGUCAAAGUUUGGAUAGUGAGUUUAAACCAAGUGCUACAGUCAAAUCUGAAAGUGUCAUUUGUCAAAGUUUGGAUAGUGAGUUAAAAUCAAGUGCUACAGUCAAAUCUGAAAGUGUCAUUUGUCAAAGUUUGGAUAGUGAGUUUAAACCAAGUGCUAGAGUCAAAUCUGAAAGUGUCAUUUGUCAAAGUUUGGAUAGUGAGUUAAAAUCAAGUGCUACAG